GACUGUGUUUUGCAUCUCGGUCUCCUUCUAUCCUUUGCAGUAUUUACUCACUUGUUCCUAAAGAGAAGUAUCGCUGAAGGAAGGCGUGAUCUAGGGGUGAGGUUGUCGUUCCCAGUGUGCUAUCACGGGACCUGUGCUCUCUAACUGUAUCUUGAACGCACGGCGUCCAUAUAUACUUCGAGGUCGCAGCGAUGGUUUUCACACCACCGGCCUGGGUGCCCAAACUUCCCUUCGAUCCUCCGGACUCUAUCCCCAUCCACGAGUUCUGGGACAAUGAGAGAUACGGCCGGCAGCCACACGACAAGUCCCGCACGCCCUUUACGUGCGGCUUGACGGGCAAGAGCUACAGCGCUGCCCAAAUGAAGGAGCGGUACGAACUGCUCGCCCGCUCGCUGUCCAAGCGCCUGGGCUGGGGGGUAAACGAGGACACGCACUGGGACAAGGUCGUCGGCGUGUUUUCGCUGAACUCGAUCCACUACAUCAUGUCCACCUUCGCCAUCCACAGGCUCUCCGGCAUCGCGACGCCCGCCAACGCCACGUACUCGGCCUCGGAGCUGGAGUACCAGCUGAAGGCAUCGGGCGCCAAGGCUCUGAUCACAUGUGCGCCGCUGCUCGAGACGGCUCUCAAGACUGCGAAGGCCGUGGGUAUCGCCGAGGACAAGGUGUACCUCAUGAAUGGCCCGUGGGAGACGCCAGGGCAGAAGCUGCCGUUCAAGACUCUGGACGAGCUCAUCGAAGAGGGCAAGUCACUGCCGGAGCUCGAACCUCUGCACUGGUCCACGGGACAGGGCGCCCGGCAGGUUGCGUGCUUGUGCUUCUCGAGCGGCACCUCGGGAUUGCCGAAAGCCGUAAUGAUAACGCACCGCAACGUAAUCGCCAACAUGCUGCAGAUGAGGUGGUAUGAGUCGGUGGGUCGCGAGAAGUCCGGCAUCGACACGCAGAUCGUACUGGGCCUGAUGCCCAUCAGCCACAUCUACGGCCUCGUCGUGAUAACGCUCGCGAGCGCAUACCGGGGCGACGGCGUCAUCAUACUGCCCAAGUUCGAGCUCAAGGGCCUGCUGGAGACAAUACAGCGGUUCAGGAUCAACUUCCUGUACCUCGUACCACCGAUCAUCAUCCAGCUGCUCCGCAACCAGGAUCUGUGCGCCAAGUAUGACCUCUCAUCUGCGCAUUUCAUCUACACGGGCGCGGCGCCGCUGGGCGCCGAGACGCACGAGGAUAUGCUGAAGGCGUUCCCAAACAUGAAUAUCGGCCAGGGCUAUGGCAUGACCGAGACCAGCACGGUGAACAUAACGACUAGCACACACGACGUCAUGAUCGGGACGUCCGGGUCACUCAUGCCCGGAUGCAGGGCCAAGAUCCUGGACGAGGAUGGCAGGGAGAUCACGGAGCUGGGCAGGCGCGGCGAGCUCUACAUACAGGGCCCGAACGUGACGCUCGGAUAUCUGAACAACGAGAGGGCAACCGCCGAGGCGUUUGUGCACGACGACGACGGGCGCUGGGUGCGGACGGGCGACGUGGCCGUGGUUUCGAAGAGCGAGAACGGGACCGGGGCCGAGCACUUUGCCAUCGUGGACCGGAUCAAGGAGUUGAUCAAGACCAAGGGUCAUCAAGUGGCGCCAGCCGAGCUCGAGGCGCACCUGCUCUCCCACCCGGCUGUCAAUGAUUGCACGGUGAUCCCAGUGCCGGAUGAGGGCGCAGGUGAGGUGCCCAAGGCAUUCGUAGUCAAAGCAGCAGCGUAUAAGGACAGGUCAGACGCGGAGACGGCUCGGGAGAUUUGCAAGCAUGUCGAGGAACACAAAUCCAGGUACAAGUGGCUAAAGGGGGGGGUUGAGUUUAUUGACGUGGUGCCCAAGAGUCCGAGCGGGAAGAUCCUGAGGCGGUUACUCAAGGACAAGGAGAGAGAGGCCAGAAGACAGGCAGGCUCGAAGUUGUAGACACGGUUUGAAUUGGUCGAAAUAUUAGACUGGGUUCGCUUGUUCGCGGAAAUAUUUGGAGUAAAGGGUCUCUUCCCGUAUACCAAUGCACUUCUUUGCCUUUCAAUUAGCAUUUGUCCUAAGGGUACGGAUUACAAAAUGGCAAGUCGUCAAACUCGACCUGGAACACACAUAGUGCAACCGCGUUUGAGGAUGUAGUUCAACAUAGCAUAGUGCAAGAAAUUUAAACUUCAACAUGCGGGUGAGUCAGCAACGGCCAAACUGCAAGCUGAGUCAAACGCCCCACAGUCCAACACGUCGCGGAGCAUGAACCAACUCGGAGCUAAAUCCGGUUUCUACAAUAUAUGCUAUUCCCAAACGC
Messenger RNA from Truncatella angustata, 2298 nucleotides. RefSeq lists its product as uncharacterized. The record is from RefSeq and is a predicted model, not a curated record. Gene Ontology annotation, molecular function: CoA-ligase activity. The coding region runs from base 192 to 1937 and encodes 581 amino acids. NCBI's taxonomy places the organism in Eukaryota, Fungi, Ascomycota, Sordariomycetes, Amphisphaeriales, Sporocadaceae. The transcript is spliced from 6 exons.